AUGCCCUCCUUGGAAAAAGGCCCCUCCAAUGAAGCCCGAUUGCUUCUAGUCUCCAACCGUUUGCCCAUCACCAUCAAGCGCUCCGAGGAUGGCCGUUAUGAUUUUUCUAUGUCCUCCGGUGGACUGGUCAGUGGCUUGAGUGGCUUGUCCAAAUCCACCACUUUCCAGUGGUAUGGCUGGCCCGGCCUGGAGGUCCCCGAGGAGGAGAUCCCCAUCGUGAAGAAGCGUUUGAAGGAUGAAUAUGGUGCCGUGCCGGUGUUUAUCGACGAUGAACUCGCCGAUCGCCACUAUAAUGGAUUUUCCAAUUCCAUCCUGUGGCCCCUCUUCCACUACCACCCCGGCGAAAUCACCUUCGAUGAAUCCGCCUGGGAAGCCUACAAAGAAGCCAACCGGCUUUUCGCCAAAGCCGUCGCGAAGGAGGUCCAGGACGGCGACCUCAUCUGGGUCCACGAUUACCAUCUGAUGCUGCUUCCCGAGAUGCUCCGGCAAGAGAUCGGAGACAGCAAGGUCAACAUCAAGAUUGGCUUCUUCCUCCAUACACCCUUCCCCAGCAGUGAGAUCUACCGGAUCCUUCCCGUCCGAAACGAACUGUUGCUGGGCGUCCUUCACUGCGACCUCAUCGGGUUCCACACCUAUGACUACACACGGCAUUUCCUCAGCGCCUGUUCGCGAUUGCUUGGUUUGCCAACUACCCCUAACGGAAUCGAGUUCCAAGGGAAGAACAUUGCCUGCGGCGCAUUCCCGAUCGGCAUCGACCCGGAGAAGUUUCAAGAGGGCCUCAAGAAAGAAAAGGUCCAAAAACGCAUCGCCAUGCUGGAGCAGAAAUUCCAGGGCGUGAAGCUCAUGGUCGGCGUUGACCGUCUGGACUAUAUCAAGGGUGUCCCGCAGAAGCUGCAUGCCCUCGAGGUGUUCCUCAGCGACCAUCCGGAGUGGGUGGGUAAAGUUGUCCUGGUCCAGGUCGCGGUUCCGAGUCGGCAGGACGUGGAGGAAUACCAGAAUUUGAGGGCCGUGGUGAACGAACUCGUGGGCCGAAUCAAUGGCAAAUUCGGCACUGUGGAGUUUAUGCCCAUUCAUUUCCUGCACAAGUCCGUCAACUUUGACGAGUUGCUCGCGCUCUACGCCGUCUCCGAUGCGUGCAUCGUGUCCUCCACCCGAGACGGGAUGAACCUCGUCGCCUAUGAAUAUAUCGCCGCGCAGCGAAACCGCCAUGGCGUUCUAGUCCUCUCCGAAUUCGCGGGAGCCGCUCAAAGUCUCAACGGCAGUAUCAUCAUCAACCCGUGGAACACGGAGGAGCUGGCUGCUGCGUACCAGGAGGCAGUGACCAUGAGCGAUGAGCAGCGGGCUCUUAAUUUCUCCAAGCUCGACAAAUAUGUUAAUAAGUACACAAGUGCCUUCUGGGGCCAAUCCUUCGUCACCGAGUUGACUCGGAUCUCCACGCAAGCGGCGGAGAAGUUCCAAUCGAAAAAGGCGGCCUUGUCUAAUAAUAAUACGAAUGGCUCCGAGUACGUCCGUGGAUUGGAGGUUUCCAGCCAGAGUUGA
Messenger RNA from Aspergillus campestris IBT 28561, 1539 nucleotides. Its product is annotated as glycosyltransferase family 20 protein. Gene Ontology annotation, biological process: cellular response to heat; trehalose biosynthetic process. NCBI's taxonomy places the organism in Eukaryota, Fungi, Ascomycota, Eurotiomycetes, Eurotiales, Aspergillaceae. Gene Ontology annotation, molecular function: alpha,alpha-trehalose-phosphate synthase (UDP-forming) activity. The transcript is spliced from 5 exons. Bases 1 to 1539 code for a protein of 512 amino acids. The record is from RefSeq and is a predicted model, not a curated record. Gene Ontology annotation, cellular component: alpha,alpha-trehalose-phosphate synthase complex (UDP-forming); cytosol.